Messenger RNA from Oncorhynchus mykiss (rainbow trout), 5343 nucleotides. Lineage: Eukaryota; Metazoa; Chordata; Actinopteri; Salmoniformes; Salmonidae. The record is from RefSeq and is a predicted model, not a curated record.
AGGUUUCUGUUCGAUUGUCUGUGCGCUUUGCCGUGCGUGCGUGUCGGUGCGAGCACCCGCAGCAUCAGUAACACAAAGAGCGUCGAAGAGCUGUGGAUGGGAGAUACAAGGCGCGGUGGGCAACUUCAAGACCGAUUUGCGGGCAAACAAGAUCACUUAUAAGAGAGGCGACGACAGGGCAAAUUCCAGCCGUUCAGACGCGUGUUUGGGAAGAGGAAGAAGAAGGCAGCAGAGCUGGACUUCAAUACAGCAGAGCUGAAGGCUAGCUUCUCCACAGGGGAAGUGUCUAACGGAGUCAUCUCAGAUGAUGAGGAGACCAAUCAAAAUCUGAGGGAGCUGAACCCCAUUGGGUCUCAAGCCCUCUCCCACGACAGUGUGUUUAUCCCAGAAGAAGCAGUACAGGAGCUCAGCCCAGAACAAACCAUGUCCCAGGAAAACGUCUCCGAUAAAGUCAGGAACUUGCAGCGGCAGAUAGCACAGAAUAUCAAGUUUGGCCAGAAGCACCCCUCUCUGAGGAAGAGUGAGGGAGACGAGGGCAGCUCGGAUGAAGAGGAGGUGCCCAAUAGCCCUCUGAGGGUCUUAGCCCAAGUGGAGGCUGAGCCAGUGGACACAGAGCCAAGGGGGGCCAGUCAGGACCAAGAGGCCGGUGAGAGCCAUGGAGCUCCCCAGGCUGAAGUCCCCAGCACUCCAGUGAAAUCUUCCAGGUCCAAACAAGUUCUUCCAGCCAUCGGCACCAUUGAGUCCAUCGACCUGGAUGAAGUCUCACAGUCUGUCCCUCGGCUGGACAACACCGCUGCCAAGCAUAAGCUGUCUGUCAAACCCAAAAACCAGAGGAUCUCCCGCAAGCACCACCGGUAUACACAGGAUCUGCAAGAGGUGGAUAUCCCUGGCAUACAGCAGGAGGAGAAAGAUGCAGCAGACAGCCAACACAGGAACGCUGAGGAGGAGACACCCCCAGAGAAAACCAAGAAGCAGAAACUGCAGGAGGAGGAGAGAUGGGAGUCCAGGAGAAAGAGAGAACUGGCGGAACAGAGGCACAGAGAGGAAGAGGAAGAUAGGAAGAAGAAAGCAGAGGAGUGGCGGCUGUGUGAGUUAGAGGAGGAGCGAUGUUGCGAACAAGAGGAGGGACGUAUACUUAAAAAGGAGGAGGAAAGGGGGCAGAGAGAGGAUAUGGAGAGGAGGAUGAAAGAAGAAGAGGAGAGGAGGCAGAGAGAGGAGAUGGAGAGGAGGAUGAAAGAAGAAGAGGAGAGGAGGCAGAGAGAGGAGAUGGAGAGGAGGAGGAUGAAAGAAGAGGAGGAAAGGAUAGAGAAAGAAGAAGAAAGAAGGAUGAGAGAGGAUUUGGAGCUUAUGCAACGAGAGGAGAAGGAGAGGACACUGGAGGAAGAGGAGAAAGAGGAAGAGGAAAGGAGUAGGAAAGAAGAAGAGGAGAGGAAGCAGUGUGAACUGGAGGCAGAGUGUCUUCGUGUAGAUGAGGAAAAGAGACUAAAAGAGGCAGAAGAGGAGGAGAGAAUGACAAAGCAGGUGAAGAAAAAGAGAAAACUGCUUGCAGAGGAGGAGAGGAAGAAAAAUGAGGAGGAGGAGGAGGAGGAGAAGAGGCUGUGUGCAGAAGCGGCUGCGAGCAGCUCGGACCCUGAGAGGAAGAGGAGGGCAGAGGAGGUGCGCUGGAGAGAGAUGGAGAAGAGACAGAGGCCGUUCACCGUCAAAGGGUCCUCUGGGGAGAAGCAGAUCCUGUUCCAGAAGGUCAACCUAACGCCUGUUAUACCGGCCUCCAGUCAGCAGGGGAGCGCUGUGACUGAACACAGAGAGAGAGCCAAGGCCUCAUCGCUUGGAGGAGCUGACUCCCCCACCCUCCUGUCUUCUCAGUAUGUCCGCCACACAGCCAUCCUGGUGACAGGUUCCCAGCUAUGUGGGACUGCUGUCAACCUGGACCAUAUCAACGAAAUCGCUUGUAAGUCUCUCCUGGGUCUGGCAGAUGAAAAGAAAGCUGCCAUGGGAACCCCACCACCAACCAAGAGCAAGACCCCACCAGUACGUAAGUCUGGAAAAACCAAAUCCCUCAGUGAGUCCACAGACCAGUCCAGUGCAGCCGUUCUUGCAGAGUGGGCCAGUAUCCGCUGCAAGAUAUUUAAGGGGGCAGAGGAGGGGAAGUAUGAGGAAUACCCAGACCCCCAUAGCCAAAGCCGACCCAGCAGUGAGGACCAGAGUCCGUUCCCCCAUACCAACCUCAGGAAGACCAUGUCCGCCGGCGCCAAGUUCUCCAUCACUCCGGCCAGGAAGAAGUUUUCCGACUCCAGCAGGAACUCUGAGGUGUUGAAACCGGAAGAGAAGGAAGGAGGAAGCCCAGCCUCUGCUCUCUCCAACACCUCCUCCAGCACCUCUGUUCCCUCUGCAGCCUCACCAGCCCCAGGCAGCAAAGCCCAGAGCAGGGGUGGUAAGACCGUCCGGAUCGCAGACGGAAAAGGGGAGUGCAUGUUUGCCAAAGACCUCCCAUCGUUCAUAGUCCCCAGGUCUUCCCAGUGGUCCCCCAGACCUGAGGGGUCAGUGACAGACGCUGUGAGCCUGGGAGGAGAAUCAGAGGACUCUGACGGCCGGGAGGAAGGGAGGGAGCAGGGCCAGCCCUCUCCGUUUGGGAUCAAGCUGAGGAGGACCAACUACUCCCUCCGCUUCCACAGUGAUCAGUCGACAGAUAAGAGGAAGAAGAGGUACAGCGCCGGUGACAGCUUCAACGGUGUCCCCUCACCUCUGACCCCCAUUGACCCUGACUCUGACACCUCAGUUUUCUCUGAUAGAUCCAGCCCUGCGUCUCCAUUCAGAGAGAGCAUUCCCGGGGUAAAGCCUGGACAUAUGGUUGUAUCUCUUCCAAAGCCCCGGGCCAAGGCAGGCAAGUCUCCCACCCCUUCCAUGCACAGCGAGGAGGAGAAGCCUUCCAAACCCUCACUCUACCAAAGACCGAGCACAUCUCCUAAACCUGCCACCCCUCCCCCCUCUCCACUCCCCAAGGUGGGCAGAGGGGGUUCAAGCGAUGCAGUGGUCCAGAGGACGAGGGUGGGGGCUGAUUCAGCUGGCCAUGAGGAGCGAGAUGAGAGGAGGGAAGAAACCUCAGCUGUGGCCCAGCUCCACAGGAACGGCCAGGGACAGGGGGGUCAGAGGGAGGAGGAGCCCAAGGAGAAGAGGACCUUCUUCCCCUCCAUCAGUAUGCCCUGGAGGGAGAAGGCUGACAGGAAAACGGAGCUCAUCAGGAAAGAGGGGAAGCCAUCGCUGCAGAGCAGGCACUCGUUAGACAGCGUACGGGUCCAGGACAAGGAGGCGGGCCCUCCGUGGAUCACUCUGGCGCUGCAGAAACAAAAGGGCUUCAAAGAGCACCAGCAGAGCCGAGACGAGCGCCGCAGCAAUAGAGAGGCCAAACUGCCUGAGAAACAGGCCAAGGACAAAGACAGCUGUGUGUUGGUUAGUCCUUCAGAGGGUAAGGGGAGUGGAAACACCAGCCCUCCCAAAUCACAGACACCGGAGGAGGCCAAGAGACCAGACACCCUCCUGGGCUGCUUUGAGCGCCGGGACCACCUGAAGAAAGCCAACACUCUGCCCAGCACAGUCACAGUUGAGAUUGCAGACUCCACACCAUCGCCCCCUGCAGUGAAGGAGGUGACCAAGCGCUUCCCGUCCACUGACUCUCCCCAGGUGUCCACUGAGCCGGCCUGGUUAGCUCUGGCCAAGCGCAAGGCCAAGGCCUGGAGUGACUGCCCUCAGAUCAUCAAAUAACCUCCUCUCUAACCUCUACACUGCAUCAGUACUGUACACACACUGCCCAUGAACUAUGACCCCUGUCCCAAACCCUCCCGACCUCUCCUCUCUGCCCCUGAUCUGCCCCUGCACUCUAACCUCAACCCAAGCCUCCCCCUAUUUCACCAUAACCAUGUACUUGUAUGAUUAAAAGUGUGUUUCACAUUCAUAAUAUAAACACAGUCACACAUUUACAAACACGAACACUCAGUACAAGCAUGCACUUAUACAAACACCUGAAAACACAAAGUUUAAGAUUACCUGGCUGUAUGUUAUCAACUAUAUAAUAUCUUCCAACAAGUCAAAAGAUCCUACUGUAGCCAAUCAUGGCCACUGCUGGCCUUUGCAAUAGCCAAUCCCAACCCUUACUUCCCAACAGUAGCCAAUCAAAGCACCACGGCUGUAAAUAGAUCAUGCAUAACAUAAUACAAGAUAAAAAAGCUUAUGUAUUGAAAAGAUCAAUCCCACAGGUCUGAAAAGGGAUAUAGAUUCUUCAUUCAAGGGUACUUUGGGAACAGUGUUUUAAGGGCUACCAGUAACCAAUAAACCAACCUGACAGAUGAUCACCCAGUUGUAUCACCCUUAGAACCACAAUAUUUCUGUUACCUUAUCUCGUGGGUAUUAUUUCAAGCACUGAUUUUAACAGUGAUGAAACAAUAUAUUUGUAAUCUCUGAGCCUUGUCUGCGUUGUACAAAAGCUUCUUUUUUUAAAACUUGUAUUCAAAAGCAGUACUUAGUAUAACUAUUCUCACUGUGCCCGUGAUGACUGUGACAGCUGUCUAAGAUACUAUAUUGCAGAAAAAAAAAAGAAAAAAAAAAGAAAAAAAAAAUCCCUUAACAAAGUUGUUUGAAAAUCACCGCAGUUUGUAAAAUAACACUAAAAUCUGUCAGAAUCAAACGUCGACUGCACUGAAACACAGCACUAAAGACCAAGGUUCAAGUGGUUGAAUUGCACAGUAUUCUCACCAUUCUAAUGUGUCAUGGAUUUAGCUUUGCUAUGGAAUGAGACUACCUGCCUGCUGUAACAUCCCAUGUGCUCAAGUCACUGCUAAUGUGAUGAUCCAUAAGGCCUUUACAUGGUCCUCCAGCAUUUGGAAAGUCACAUUCUCUGAAUCCCAUCAUUGGACAAGUUAAACUAUAUCACAUCCUCUUAAUUUACCUCAGUGUGAUUUGAACCAAUCAGCCCUGCUGUGAGAACCUCUGCUGGGCUGUUUGUUGGUGACUGACAGCGUAUGGAUAUUUCUUCCAUCAUUAUCUUCCUCUCACUACUCAAUGUAAUGAUCUGUAUGUAUGGAUGUAAGUAUGGAUGUGUGUUAGAGGCGGUUUUACCAGGACAUUGGUCAGAAAAAAAGCCUGUAAGGCUCAGUCAGUCACUUUGUCAUUUAUUUCUAUUCUUUUUUUUACAUUUGGUCGUGUGCAAUAGUGUAGUAUACAAAGUGUUGUAUGUAAAAAUAAUUGGGGUAAUAAUUGCACUUUUUUGUCCCACUUAAAAAAGGUAUUCAUGAGAACAUCUUUAAAGUGAUGCAAAUGUUAUGAAUUAUAAAUUAAAUACUGAUGUCUGAA